This is a messenger RNA of Neocloeon triangulifer, 6220 nucleotides long. RefSeq names its product ral GTPase-activating protein subunit alpha-1. Bases 369 to 6020 code for a protein of 1883 amino acids. NCBI's taxonomy places the organism in Eukaryota, Metazoa, Arthropoda, Insecta, Ephemeroptera, Baetidae. Gene Ontology annotation, biological process: positive regulation of GTPase activity; regulation of small GTPase mediated signal transduction. The transcript is spliced from 34 exons. Gene Ontology annotation, molecular function: GTPase activator activity. The record is from RefSeq and is a predicted model, not a curated record. Gene Ontology annotation, cellular component: nucleus; cytoplasm.
CGCUGCCGUCGCUCCACUUGACAAAGGUGAGGGCGCCGCCCACUCUCACGUAAAAAUACAAUUCUUAUCGACGAGAGGACGAACUUGCCGAAAUUCGGCCGCACCACUUCCGGCUUAUUACGGUCGGCGUGAAGAAUGACGUGAAUUGCGUCGGCGACCGUUCGGCGUUUCUCGCGGAAUCACUCGGCGUAAAAACUUGUUUUGACGUUUUAUCAUUUACCAUUUUCCGUGUCAGACGUGAACAGAAAUUUUGAGGAUUAUCGUGUGAUUCAGCCAAGGAUGCCGAUUGAAUCGAUGACGUCCUUGGUGGAGUCUGCCAUCAAGCAAAAAGUGCCUUAGUUUUGGAAGAGAACAAUAAUUUUGGCAAAAUGUUUGCCAAAAAGAUCAGCAUUGACAUCAAGAAGUCCACCCUGAAAAUUCAGGACUAUAAGAGAGACAGUGCUACCAGACUUAAGCACGUCAAAAUUGUUAUUGACAACGUGGAAACGGCAGUGGCCAAAUCGUUUUUUGAAGCGAACUUCAGUCACAUCUAUAGUAUCCUGUACGAGAGUUUUCUAGCUGCUGAAACGAACUUGAAACAGAAAAUUCAAAAAACGCACAAGGAGGAGCUAGACUUGGUGCUGUCUGUUUUGGAAAAAAUUCUGAUUUUGCUGCCAGAGUUACUCUCAAAACGGUGGCAAUGCUACAGCCUGACAAGGAUAAUGCUAAAGCUGCUGCACCACGACAACACCUGGAGAGUAAGGAAAGAAGGAAUAAGACUCUUCCUCCUAUGGUACCAAGCUAUAGGAGAAAAUUCUCCAGACAUCCUGCACGCAAUUUUUGCCACCCUAGUGCCAGGAUUCCCUACACCAAAACUUGGAGAUAGGUUUUCUGCCUUGUGUAAUGACACACCAUACACUAUGUUUUUAGAUGGAAUCGAAGAACAAGCAAGUGCAGCAAAAAUCCAACCUGUUUUGAUGUCCCAGAGCAUUGAAAAGCAUUUGGAUGAGAGAAUGCAAUCGGUUUUGGACACACUUUUGGAACUGAUGGUUUCGCAGGUGACCAGAAUAGAAUGGCGUGAUCGAUACUCCCAUCAACACCAAUGCUUUUCUUUUCUUUUGGAGAUGUUCAAGAAGUUCUACCUGCCACACAUUUUUCCCAAUUUUUUGUACUCCACAAGCCUAUACAAAGUCAACUUAGAUUUCCCUGAAACACGGAAACAGAAGUCCACAUUAAUAGACACUCCCAACGGCAAGAAGCAAGAUCCGUUUGUCGCCUGUCGGGUUAAUGUGAUCAAGUGGGUCUCACACUUUGCUCAGGCAAGCAAGAAGGACAGUCUGACUGGCAACACGCUUUACGCCACAAGCGACGACGGAAUGCCAGAUUUCAGACGGGCCAGUGUCAUGAGCCAAGGACCAGAUUCCUCGCUCCAAGAGCACAGAGGAAGCGAUGCUGAUAGUUUUUACGGGGACGGGGACGGUGGAAGUAAUUCAAUCGCCCUCUUUUUAUGCCGAGAGGUGCUCUAUGGCUCUAGGGAAAAUGUCAACUUUGUGCACGAAGUGUAUCGACAAGCAUUCCUACUGAACUUCACCCAUUCAUCAGCAGUCAGAAAAGCGUUGGCCAUCUACAAAGAUUGGAUCCAAAUGACUGCACCGGACAUUCCACCAUUCAUCCUAGAACCAGUCGAACCAGGGAGAGGUCGACUUCCUUCUUGCGAGUCAAGCAGCAUGGAGGUUGAUGGAGGCCGCGAUUCAAGAAUGGACUCACAUUCCAGUUUGCCUGAAGAUGUACUUGUACAAGCGGGACUUCAGAACGUUCUUUUGAUUUUUAUGACAAACGCUGCAAACCUAUUUUUACUGGAGGUUGGGCAAGACUACCCAUCUCUGCUGGAGGAACAAGUUGAUGCAUGCAAAAGAGUGCUGAACAUUUACAGAUACAUGGUGAUGAGGACCAAGAUGGAAACAAAAACAUGGGAGCAAUUGCUGUUGACUCUUUUGAAAAUUACCUCCCAAGUCAUCACAAAAAUACCUCCAAAGCGUAAAGACGACACUCUUGGAGGAAAACUGGCUCAAGCAUUGUUUCAAACACUUAUAGUGACAUGGAUUAAAGCAAACUUGAAUGUGGUCGUGAGUAACGAGCUGUGGGAUCACUUCUAUCAAGUCUUAUCAUCUCUCACUCAGUGGGAAGAGUUGAUCAGAGAGUGGGCCAAAACUUUGGACACUUUGACCCGAGUAAUGGCUCGCCAAGUUUACAAACUCGACCUGGAUGAUUUGCCACUUGACAGAAUGAAGGAUCAAAAAGUAAAACGACGGCCACAUGUAACGAUCCCACAACAACCUAACUCGAAUAUGCAGGAUUUGGGUCGACUCUCAGCAAGGAGCCCAAAACACGCUUUUGCUGAUAAUACUUCAUUACCAAGUUCCUCCGUUUGUGGAGCAGAUGGCAAUGAAUUUGCUAAAGUCAAGGUGUCAGGUGUUUGCCAGUUGUUGAGGAAGAACCGUGGGCUGAGGCGAAGCUUCAGUGACAGCUACCUUGUAGCUAACAAGAUAUGCUCUGCCCAACUAGUAAAAGAAAGCAUAUUUAGAUUUCCUGAGCAAGAGAUUGAGCACAUCAAAAGGUCAAGUUGUACUAAAAGAUCAUACUCGCUUGACUCCAUCUCGCUGCCAAAGGAUAACAGUUUGGUUUACCCCGGAUCGGAAACGCCAACUCGCACCCCUUCUCCUUCACCAUCCAGUGGGGUUGGUGCGAGUUUGGUCAAAGACUCAAUCAUGCAAAUGGACAACAUCUCGGCUGACGGAAACAGCUAUGACCCAAGUUCCAACUCGGAACACCGAUCUGUGAUGGCGGGUGGAAACCUGAGGGGGUGGUGUCCGGAAGUGGUGGUUGUUUUGUGGCGUCGCAUGCUUGGUGCUUUGGGCGAUGUCAACCGACUUGUCCACCCCAACCUGCAUGUACAAGUUUUUGAGUACUUAAUAGAACUUAGUAAGACUCUUCUCAAGAUAAAUGCAAAUCACAACCUAGUGCUCGAACCUAACUCGCCGUCACCGUCCUCUGAGCUCACCCCACCCUUUCUAGUGAUCAUUCCCUGGUGUUUUAAGGCCCUUGUCCUUCCAAAUGACUAUAACCGAGGCAAGGUUUGUGCUUAUGAACUGCUCUGUGACCUGAUCUUGUCCUGCCAAGACAUCAACUUACCCAAAGACAAUGUCAUUGAAUUUUAUCGAGUUCUGCAUUUGGGACUGACAGGGACCCACCAAAUUUUGGCACGUGAUUGCAUGCCUGUUCCUGUCACUCAAGGUGAUGGUAGCAAGAUCAGCCUUUCAGAUCCGGUAAUCAAUGCCCUCGUCAGGCAUUGUGGAACUCGGUUCUUUUCGUUGAUGCUGCCUGGACACACAUUGCUGAUGCUGGACUUCAUUCAGGCCUCUAAUACUGUCAUUGGAUCAAAUGACAUACGUGGCGUGCCACGCACUGAAGCCAUGUCGAUAAUUGGUGCCUUAUUGAGCCUAAGUUCCAUUGUGGAGAAUGCAGUUCUGAAUCCGAACAGUACCGAAUACUCACUAAUCACUUCGUCUGAUACAAAAGAUUACAUAUUUAGUUUACUGCUGAGGUUUGGAAAAAUGGAGCAAUCAGGAAGAGCCCGUUGCAUUGCUUUGUCAUGCAUCGGUAUAUUUUUGUGCGAAGAAUUACGACAGGGAAAUUCCCACCCAAAGAUGCGAGAUGCAAUCAGUAUAUUAUUAAUGUCACUCAGGUGUAACCACAAAACUAUUGUUAAAGUAGCCAUAGAAAACCUCCUGCUCCUGGCAGACAACACUGAUGCUUUGCUUAAAGUGCAUCCUGAUGUUUCGCUCCUUAUCGUAGAGACUAUUGUGCAUACAAUUCACAGUCUUCUCACAACACCCAUGUUUGAGGAUGAAGGGCGUCUUCUGGUUAGUCUAAUUUUCUGUGUCGGCGAGUGGUGCAUGAGACUACCCAUUUACCUGCUCAUGAAGUCUUUUGCUGGCAGUUGUUUGCUGCUCAACGUGUUUAGGGUUUUAAAUAGCAUAUUAGCAAAGAACCAAACACAUGUUUCACUCCCUCCCUUGGACUCGGACUUUGAUCCAAACAUCAAGUUUGACGACCUUAAAGAAAGACCAUGGCAAGGUGGUAGAGGCUCGUUGCUGCCGAGCAACAAUCAAAACAACUUCAACGAAAAUGCUAUCAACAGCUUGAAACUUGCAGCAAAAGCCGUAUUGACGCACCUUCUGCGCCACUUGGACCACUUUCCGAUGGCUGCUAGGGCGGCACGACUUUCGUCCCUAGCUGAGGAAAAUGAUGACGUACCUGGCUUGAACACCAGCAAGCUCAACACUCAGGUCUUUUCAGAGCCCAACGUUCAACUGUUUGCCGUCAAUAAUAAAAUCAUCAUGUCGAUGAUUGAGUUGCCAGCGCCGGAGCCAACAAUUGGUGGUGUGACUUUUGGUCUUUGUGCCGCUCCGUUCCAAGUGAGACUCAUUCUUCGUGAUCGCGGCUGGAAAACAUGUUGGGACGCAUCACUCCUGUAUUGCAACGAGGAGGACAAAGCUCAGUGCACAACUCCUGCACCAAACUUUUCCAAAGACCUAGAGUACAUAAAUUCAAUCAGCUCAUUCAUUGUGGAACAAAACGCUGCCUCGAUGCAUAAGUUAAUCCGGCGAAAACCACCAAACAUCCUUCCGAACUUUGAAAAUGCAGAAGAUGACAUGGAUAGUCUUGAUGAUCUUCUGCAAUACAUUGGUCACACCAGCUCAGAAUGCUUGAAAGCCCUUGACACACCAAGAAAUGUGGCAGCGCAAUUUGCCCCUCCACUCAAUCCGAGGGUCGAAGUCGAAGCUAUCGCGUCCAUCGUUAGUCAGAAGAAAAAUGAAAAAGAGUUUAUUGGUUGCAACAGGGAACAAGAGCACCAGUAUUUAAUGGCCUCAAAAUGCCACCCAGACACUCCGGGAACUCCAACCUUGUCAUUCCUACUGUGCAAAUUAUUGUUUUCCCACUUCGGAUACACUGGCUGGGAACGCAGAUCUCACAUCAAUUUGCUUCGCAAAGAUGAGAAGUUUAUCAGAGAAAUCAGAAACCUGGAUGCGAAGAUUUGCAGAGAGACGCACAAAAUUGCAGUAUUUUACGUUGCGGACGGGCAGGAGGACAAAAAUUCAAUUUUGUCAAACACCUCUGGAAGCGCUGCAUAUGAAGAGUUUGUUGCUGGAUUGGCUUGGGAGGUCGAACUGGAAAGCCACACUGGAUUUAUGGGUGGGUUGCAGAAAAACAAGAGCACUGGUGACACAGCGCCUUUCUAUGCGACUUCAUUCGUUGAAGUUAUGUUCCACGGCGCCACCAGAAUGCCUUCCUCCAGCCAGGAAAGUUUGCUUCAAAAGACACGCCACCUUGGCAAUGACGAAGUCCACAUUGUUUGGUCUGAGAAUUCCUCUGACUAUUGGCGCGGCAUCAUUCCAACCGAGUUUUGUGAUAUCCUGAUGGUCAUCUAUCCCCUUCCCAACCGCUUGUACCGUGUGCAAGUAAAUCGCAAGAAAGAUGUUCCCUACUUUGGGCCACUCUUCAACGAAUCUAUUGUGGGCCAUCAGGCUUUGCCAAUGCUCGUCAGGGCAACCGCCAUUGCAGCGUCAAGAGCAAAAAGGAGCAUGCUCCCCAUGUACCAAACUUAUUAUGAGGAAAGAACAAAAGCUUUGUUGACAAUUGCCGACCACUACAAAAUCCCAUCAACUUUUGAGGAAUUCGCUUCAUCAGUGUAUGCACCUGUGUACCUUGUUAAAUCAACAGCCUCCAUGUUCUCCAACAAUGAGACAAGCCAUGCAGGGGAAAGCGCUGCUCAUCACAUUAUUGGAUCAGUAAUGCGCUCAAACAGCACUUUAUCUGCCAACUCGCUGUCCGGCAGCACCACAUCCACAGUGACGUUGGACACUGUCACACUUAUGAGUGACCACCACUCUUACGGAGCUGAAGAUGAAUUGCAUGAUAUUGCCCUCAGUGAAAGUUCUGGCCCACCAACCAUGUCCUUCAGCAAGGACCUGGACUAGUUAGGCGAUACUUAAUUUUUGAAUAACUUAUAAAUUCCUUCUUCCAACUGUCCACCGUGUAUUUAUCAGUUUAAUUAUUAUGCUUCUUUGUUUUGCUUUAAUGAAAUGAUUUAUUCAUUGGUUACUUAGUUAUCAAAACACCACUGUUAAUGCUAUUUUUUAAACAAUAAAUUUAUUUUUAAAUUUAAUACAACAACCAA